This is a messenger RNA of Sycon ciliatum, 3801 nucleotides long. RefSeq lists its product as uncharacterized. The record is from RefSeq and is a predicted model, not a curated record. The coding region runs from base 170 to 2782 and encodes 870 amino acids. The transcript is spliced from 10 exons. Lineage: Eukaryota; Metazoa; Porifera; Calcarea; Leucosolenida; Sycettidae.
GAAAAGUGAAGUGCAUCAGUUCUAAUCAUGCUUGACUGUAUAGUGCUGACUGCUGUGUGUUUGUCAUGAAUGCCAUCCAAAGGUAGUUUUGAAAGUAACGUUGAUGGACUGUUUACUUUGGUUUUGAAGAAGACGAAGAAGUGGUGUACCAUUUAGCUGAUAAGAUAAUAUGGAAGACGACGUGGAGUUGGGAAUCUUCACCGUUCGUGGUCAACACCUGACGACUGUCUCAAUCGGUGAAUCGAAAUGGUGUUGUUUUGUGGAGAUAUGUUCAAAAUUGCUGCCUGGUGUAAACAGAGCGAAUAUUCACAAUCGUGUGAAUCGCUCUAAAGCACGAAUGGUUCUUGCUGACAAGGUUGUUGUAGCCGCGUUGAAACGCCAAGAAGUUAUUACGAAGCACACAGGCAAAGUAUAUUUGAUUAGCAUUGAGAAUAUUUCUCUUGUACUAUCAUUAUUUGAUGAAAAUGCACCGGGAGACCCUUCGCAAGAUUCCAAUCUAGAGGACGAAGACGGAGGUAAUCCAGGUGAAGAAGGCGUAGACAAAAUGGUUGACGAUGAGGAGUGUGAGACUGAAAUUGGUGCUGAAGAAGUUAUUACUGAGUCUGGUCUGCCUGAAUCGCUGAACGAUGGUGAUGCUGACGGUGAUGGUGAUGAAAACUCUGAUGAAGACGACAACAUGGACGAAAAGAUUGUCGAUUCAGUAGUACAAGUUUCAGCUUCGAACGUCCCUGUUCCUGGACCAGGUCGUGGUCGUCGUCGCUGUCCUAAUUGCUCAACAAUUCUUAAAUCGAAGCAACCCAAUUGUACUCAUUGUGGCAAGCGGUUAUCAACUCCUGGUAGAAAAAGACGCAGCGGUUUUCCAGGUGCGUACGGUCGGCGUAUGAAGCGAAAGCGUUUAGAAGCCAAAGAGCAACAAAUGGAGCAACAGAUGGUGGAAGUGGAGUACGACGAUGACAAACAAACCAUACCAACUGAACGACCCCGUCGCUGGCGUAGGUGGUGCACAAAUUGCCAGGCAGCAUGCACAUCCACAGCGGUGACAUGCCCUAGAUGUGGCAACACUAACUUACGUGAAACCGGACAGGACGCACCGAUGGCAAUGGGAACUGCUGACGAUGACAAUGACGGUGAUGAUGUUGAUGAUAUGAAUGAUGGCGGAGAAGAAGCAAUGGAAGCUGGACAUGGAGACGACGCUGAACAGGAUGAUUGUCCAAAACCGAAAGGAGCUCGGAGCAAGUGGUGCCGGCACUGCGCUCUGUACAUGCCCGAGAACUGCACGGAGUGCACAGCGUGUGGCAGACCGGUCAAGCGCAAGUACCGUCGCCGCUGCGCCAACAUUUCCUCUCGGCCGGCAACUGCCAAACGCCGUGCUGCAUUAGUGGCCAGGGCAACGACAGUGUCGGGACAGCCACGUCAUCGUACCGACGUAGAUGACCACCUUGGAAACGGAGACAACAGUGAGCAAGGCAUGGGUAGCGGUCCAACAGGCGGAAAAUGGUGUUCUCGGUGUCAGAAGACAGCGCCACCUCUUGUAACGCAUUGCUUAAUCUGCGGCAAGGAGCUUAAGCGUGUCUAUCGCAAACGCUCCGCCAUAUGGCAGCAAAACCAGCAAAAUCAGGUACAGCAACAGCAAGAACGCCUGCAGGAACGACGGCGGGCUGGCAUCAAAGGUUUGGCUGGUGUAGCGGGAGGAUAUGAAGUAACAGGUAGCGAUGGCCAGCACCUCAAUUGGUCACAGCGCUACAACUUAACGUCCUUUAUUCCAGAUGAAGAGCAUGUGUCUACAGCGGGCGAUGGUGCAAGACCCACCAUGAUGCCAGAUAGUGUGGAGGUGCGUGGUGGACGGGCUGUACUGCGGAGAGCUGAGCUCAAAAGACACGAGAGCUACAUGCCCAGAAACGCCAACGAAGCUGUGGGUAUUGUGGGUGAGCAGCCUAUGUUGCGCCGUCCUAUUGUUGACCUUCCCCCGAGACCUACGCAAGCGACUGAGAGAGAAAAGCUUCAUUAUGCGCAAUGCUUUUUGAACAUCAAGAUGGGCGUGUCGCAAUCCGAUCUGAUCGGGGUCAUCACGGAAGCGCGCCAUCGGCAUCAAUCUUCAAUAGACUCAUCUGCGCGAUCAUUUGAAGAUGUAGAUGCUGAAUAUCAAGCGACAAAAGAGCGAACGACACAUUUGGAAUGCGAGAGCAAGUCACUGGAGAUGAGACUUGCUUCACUAAAACAGCAGCUGUCUGCUGGGCGGAAGGAAGUUAGACGGAUAGGUCGGCUUGCGCGGCAGACUGAGCAGCAGGCUAAUUUAUACACGCGCGUUGCACACCGUUUCCACAAGCGGUUAUUUGCCUGCACAGAACUCCUGGAAGACAACACAGUGGCGACUUCAUCUUCAUCCGCUAGUGCCGCAGCAUCGGCUUCCACAAUAGUCCGUACGCCUGUGUAUAGCACUGCAGGGGCGCAGUUUCAAACACGUUUGCAGCCUGGAGUGGACGUGCAACACCACUCAACGAUAGCGGCAUCCACAGCGUCUUUACCGGGCUCGACUUUACAUCAUCAGCACCCUGCUGCAACUGCUGGAACAGUAAUGGCGAGUAGUUCAUCUCUAGUGCCGCCACCGCCGAGCGCAGAGGACCCCCUGCAUUCCUCCAGCAUUGCUACACUCUCUGCAGGCAACGGAGCACCAGCUGUGGCUGCGGAGACUUGGGCACAGCUGCAAGCACAGCAGAUGCAGGUGUCACAUGAGCAUGGACGCGAUCUGCUGCAAGCACCGUCAACUGCUAUGGUGUCAUGACAUUUUCACUGAUGUGCCUUGGCAGUGCUGCUGCUGCUGCUGUGCAAAUCAGGGAGUAGAAAAAAGCGUAUUGUACUACUCCCUGGUGUGAAUAGUGCUUUGAUUGUGUGUUUCCAACGUCAACACUUGCGUUUCGGGGAGCACAUCUUGCACCGGAUCCGGAUUGACUUGCGAAGCUGCUAUCAUAUUUGCAUUGUUCUCGUUGUGAUCGUCUUGGGUAACUUGUGGCUGAAUCUCUCUCUUGUCUCUUCUUGAAUAUACAGUGUAGUUGAGUUUGGGAUGACAUGGCUCCAGGUCUUCAAGUGAAGAGUUCUCUCUGACCUGUCAUAAUAGAAACUAGUAGUCCACGUUUGGCGUUAGUGUCGGAAUUUUUUCUAUCCCUCUGUACCCCCUCCCCUAGUUUCAGAAUUCCCCUUUUGAGAGUCACAUGUGUGUACGUAAGAAAAGACAUGAUCAUCGCUGUUCUAGUUAAUUUCUGGCAUAUCAAAUAGUCUUAUUUUCACAAAGGUGUCGACCACGUUCAUAAUUCUACUUGCCAUACAUAGGUGCAUUUAUUGCCUGCACAUGUAUGAAUUUAGGAACAAUUUCCUCCUGCAUGAAAUACGUGUUCUCUGAGCAUACAUCUACCCGCACUCCAAUACCAACUCUGAACGUAUUAUACUACUGAUAGCUGAACUCUCGUCCCUGUUUUUACCUCUCUCUCCUCACAGCACUAGUGAAAUGGCUUAUCACAUGAUCGUUGCACAUACUUGUGCUAUAUUUCCUCUCGUCCGUCCCGUGCUCAUCAUGGCAACUGUUGUCCCCCGCUCUUCUGUACCGUCUUCACUUAGUCUUCACCGUCUUCUUAUUGGUCUUCUUUUCAGUUUUUAUGCGCCCCCGUCCGUGCUUUAGUCAGUUUGUAUCUAAUUGAACCUUUGCUAUUGUUCAUUCUUAUCAUCAACUCCAUCACAUCCUGUCAUCGGAUGAUCUUAUAUCCCUUCAUAACCGCCGUCAUUGAGUAAGUCACGUAGUGAAGCAAG